Messenger RNA from Zonotrichia leucophrys gambelii, 1934 nucleotides. It is a transcript of the gene LRCH4, whose product is annotated as leucine rich repeats and calponin homology domain containing 4. The transcript has 16 exons. Gene Ontology annotation, molecular function: protein binding. Lineage: Eukaryota; Metazoa; Chordata; Aves; Passeriformes; Passerellidae. The coding region runs from base 43 to 1572 and encodes 509 amino acids. The record is from RefSeq and is a predicted model, not a curated record.
UCGGGCAGCGGCGGCCGCGGCGAGCGGAGCUCUGGGUCCGCCAUGGCGGCGGGGGCGCUGGGGGCUGUCCCGGCUGAGCCGCCGCCGCUGCCGGGCCGUCUGCCCGGAGGAGCCGGCACGGAGCGCGCCCUGGAAGAAGCAGAGGCCUCCGGUACCCUCAGCCUGGCCGGCCGGCGGCUGCGCGCCUUCCCGGCGGCGGCGGCGCGGCGCUGGGACCUCAGCGAUACCACUCAGGCCGACCUGUCCCGGAACCGUUUCGGGGAGGUGCCGGAGGCCGCCUGCCGCCUGGUGUCUCUGGAAGGGCUGAGCCUGCACCACAACUGCCUGCGCAGCGUCCCCCCGGCCAUCGCCAACCUGCAGGCCCUGGCUCACCUGGACCUCAGCCGCAACCAGCUCAGCUCGCUGCCCGCCUGCCUGUGCCUGCUGCCGCUCCGCGUCCUCAACGCCAGCAACAACCGCCUGGCCCGGCUGCCGCCGAACCUGGGCGCCCUCCGCACGCUGCGGCAGCUGGACGUGGGCUGUAACCGGCUGCGGGCGCUGCCGCCGGGGCUGGGGCAGCUGCGGGCGCUGCGGGACCUCAACGUGCGGCGGAACCAGCUGGCGGCGCUGCCCGAGGAGCUCUCGGAGCUGCCCCUGGUCCGCCUGGAUUUCUCCUGCAACCGGGUGGUGGCGAUUCCGCGCUGCUUCCGCCGCCUGCGGCACCUCCAGACGCUCCUGGCGGACAACAACCCGCUCCAGUUCCCCCCUGCGCAGAUCUGCCUGAAGGGCAAAGUCCACAUCUUCAAGUACCUGGAAGCCGAGGCUGCCGCCCAUCCCGUGCCCGCAUGCCCCCCGGACGAGCCGUGUCCCCUCCGGCAGCGAGGGGGGCUGGACUCCGGCUUCCACAGCGUGGACAGCGGCAGCAAGCGCUGGUCGGGGAACGAGUGCUCGGAUGAGUCCUCGGAGCCGUCCCGGCAGCACAGGGAGAUGCACGGCGGGGCAGCCGGUGACAGUGACCCGGAGCAGCUGGAGGAGGAGCCCUCGCCCGAGGAGCAGCAGAGCCAGACCCCGAGAGGUGACAGCCCUGAGGGCAGCAGGGGGGUCCCCAAUUGCCGGCGGCGCCCCAAGAACCUGGAGGUGUGGAUGGAGAGAGAGAGGGAGAGGAGCCGGGACAGGACCCCUCCCCGGAGACCCCCCCAGGACCCUGAUGGAGCCCCCGGACCCCCAAAACCCGGCGCCUGCCUCAGCCCUUCCUCAUCGUCCUCCUCCUCCUCCUCUUUCUCCUCGCACAGUGCCACCAAGCCAGCCCCCCCGGACCCCGACCAGCUGAUGGCUGAGCUGCGCCAGAGCCUCGAGGCGCUGCUGCAGCUGCGGCUGCCGGAGGAGCUGGGGGGGGACCUGGAGCUGCUGGGGCGUGUGGCGGCGCGGCUGCGGCCCUGGGCGGGCCCCCCCAGCCCCCGCCGGACGCCGCCGCCCUCCGAGGUGAAGCCCCCCCACCCCCGGCGCUCCCCCCCCGGGCUGCUCUUCGUCCUCUUCUACGGCCUCCUCAUGGCGCUGCUCCUGGCCGCACACCGCGCGCUCUUUGGCUGCUGAGGGACCCCCCAAAAACCCGGGGAACCCCCCAGAACUUGGGGGAGAUCCCUGGACCCGGGGGAACCCCCAAACCCCCAGGGGGGUCCCGAUCUUUGCACCUUUUCUCGUCCCCUCCCCUUUGUCUUGUGCCUUAACGCUGGGGAAACUGAGGCAGGGAAGGGGGAGGGGCUGAACACCCCGUGCCCCCCUGGGGGUGUGAACUCAAUUAUUCAUAUUAUAAUUAAUUAUGAGUUAUUAUUAUGAGUUUUAUUAUUAUAAUAAGUUGUCACUAUUAUAAUAAUGAGGUAUUAUAAUGAGUUGUUAUACAGGACUGUGAACAUAAGUUAAUUAUUACAGUUAAUUGUAACUUAAUUAUGGCGGAG